Messenger RNA from Uloborus diversus, 1130 nucleotides. RefSeq names its product histone-lysine N-methyltransferase SETMAR-like. Bases 28 to 906 code for a protein of 292 amino acids. Gene Ontology annotation, molecular function: zinc ion binding; protein binding; histone methyltransferase activity. The transcript has 2 exons. Gene Ontology annotation, cellular component: nucleus. The record is from RefSeq and is a predicted model, not a curated record. NCBI's taxonomy places the organism in Eukaryota, Metazoa, Arthropoda, Arachnida, Araneae, Uloboridae.
ACAAAUGGAGGUUUUGACGGUUUUGACAUGGCCAUGGACAUGGCGAAAAUACAAAUUUAUGUAGAAGAUAUUAGUGAUGGAACAGAAUCUCUUAAAAUAUCAUUCAUAAAUGACUGUGAUGAAUCGAAAGUUUCCUCGCUUGUCAAGUACAAGUCCUGCUGUACUUUGAGUAGCGAGUCAUGUGCUGAAGACUUCGAAAGUUAUCCCGCACCAUGUGCCUGUCCCAACGAAUGCGAAUCAAGUUGCUCUUGUGCCUUAGGUGGUAACAUAGCAUACAACCAUGGCAUCUUAGCUGAAAAAUACCUGAAUCCCAAGACUGUACCCAUAAUUGAAUGUUCCAAGUUUUGUACUUGCAAUGCUGCUUGCAGAAGCGCUGUCGUACAGAAAGGUAUUACGUACCAGUUACAAGUGUUCAAGACUCCAUCAAAAGGUUUUGGUGUGCGGACGUUGGAAUUUAUACCGAAGUUAGCCUUUGUGUGCGAAUAUGCUGGUGAAAUAAUUGACGUUGCGGAAUUGCGAGAAAGAAUGAAAUGUAGGACUUCGCAAGAACCUAAUUAUGUGUUUGUGCUUAAAGAGCAUUCUUCUUGCAAUAGCGUACUUACUAUCAUUGAUCCUACAUUCAUUGGUAAUGUUGGGCGAUACCUGAACCAUUCCUGCUCCCCAAAUUUGGUUCCGGUUCCUGUUCGUGCAAAUAGCAUGGUACCAAGGAUAUGCUUCUUUGCGAAAGAAGACAUAGAACCUUCUCAGGAACUUACUUAUAACUAUGCUGAACAGUUUGAUUUCAAUGAGACGAUGCUGAAUGAAUCUCAGCGCGAAGUUGCUGUAAACAAAUCGAAUCGUAAAUGUUACUGUGGUAAAUCAAAUUGUAUUGGAUACCUUCCACUUGAUACAAAUUGGCUCAUCUGAAGUAUGUGGUAAUAUAAUCAUUAGACAGUUAUUCGCCAUAUUGAGUUGUAACAAAUUCAAUUUUGAUCUCAAUUUUAGCUCCGACCUCUCUUUACGCAAAUAUCAUGGUAUCGAGUAUAUGUGCUUUGCGAAAGAAGACACUGAACCCUUCUGGAGUCAAGGCCACCCAAUAAUUAUCUCUUCAAAUAAACCCUAUUUUUAUUAUUCCUCUUUAUUAUUAUUUU